AUGGAUACUUCUGGAUCUCCCCCGCCCCCUGGGGUUAUCACCAGCAGUGCCGAUCGCAUGGUCGGCGCUGAGCACGCCGAGGUGCGCUACUUCACCAGCUAUGAUCAUCACGGUAUUCACGAGGAGAUGCUUAAAGAUGAUGUCCGCACGAGAUCCUACCGCGAUUCUAUCUACCAAAACCCUCACAUCUUUAAGGACAAGGUUGUCCUCGAUGUUGGCUGUGGUACCGGUAUUCUCAGCAUGUUUGCUGCUCGUGCUGGCGCCAAACAUGUCAUUGGUGUCGAUAUGUCCUCGAUCAUUGAGAAGGCUAAGGAGAUUGUCGCUGUGAACGGCCUCAGCGAUAAGGUCACUCUCCUGCAGGGCAAGAUGGAGGAGGUUGUUCUCCCUUUCCCCAAGGUUGAUAUUAUCAUCUCCGAGUGGAUGGGCUACUUCCUUCUUUACGAGUCCAUGCUGGACACCGUGCUCUAUGCCCGUGACACCUACCUCGCCCCCGGUGGCAAGAUCUUCCCUGAUAAGGCCACCAUGUAUGUGGCUGCCAUCGAGGAUGGCGAGUAUAAGGAUGACAAGAUUGGAUUCUGGGACAAUGUCUAUGGCUUCAACUACAGCCCGAUGAAGGAAAUUGCUCUGACUGAGCCUUUGGUUGACACCGUGGAGAUGAAGGCGCUCCUCACCGAGCCCUGCGAGAUCAUCACUUUCGACUUGAACACAGUCACCACCGCCGACCUGGCCUUCAAGGUGCCGUACACACUUACCGCCAACCGCCCCGACUUCAUUCAUGCCCUGAUUGCAUGGUUCGACAUCGAGUUCAGCGCCUGCCACAAGCCCAUCUGCUUCUCGACUGGCCCCCACGCCAAGUAUACCCACUGGAAGCAGACCGUUUUCUAUCUCCGGGAUGUUCUCACCGUUGAGGAGGGAGAGACUGUCUCUGGCUACCUCGAGAACCGCCCCAAUGACAAGAACAAGCGUGACUUGGACAUCAACAUCUCUUACAAGUUCGAGACCAACGACCCGACUCGCUUCGCUGAGGGCAGCUGUUUCUACCGGAUGUGCUGA
Messenger RNA from Penicillium macrosclerotiorum, 1053 nucleotides. It is a transcript of the gene rmtA, whose product is annotated as protein-arginine omega-N methyltransferase HMT1. Gene Ontology annotation, cellular component: nucleus. Gene Ontology annotation, biological process: peptidyl-arginine methylation. The transcript has 7 exons. The coding region runs from base 1 to 1053 and encodes 350 amino acids. Gene Ontology annotation, molecular function: protein-arginine N-methyltransferase activity. The record is from RefSeq and is a predicted model, not a curated record. NCBI's taxonomy places the organism in Eukaryota, Fungi, Ascomycota, Eurotiomycetes, Eurotiales, Aspergillaceae.